Messenger RNA from Acanthopagrus latus (yellowfin seabream), 3785 nucleotides. It is a transcript of the gene lingo2, whose product is annotated as leucine rich repeat and Ig domain containing 2. The transcript is spliced from 5 exons. The record is from RefSeq and is a predicted model, not a curated record. Gene Ontology annotation, cellular component: plasma membrane. Gene Ontology annotation, molecular function: protein binding. The coding region runs from base 835 to 2676 and encodes 613 amino acids. Lineage: Eukaryota; Metazoa; Chordata; Actinopteri; Spariformes; Sparidae.
GAGAGAGAGAGAGACGGAGUGCGAGAACAAGCGGCUCGCCUCAUUCUGCUUCUUUCCCAGCAUCCAUUCUGUGAGACCCUAUUCCGGAGCGGGGGAGAGCUACAUAACAGGCAAAUUGAAGAGGCAAAAGGAGGAAAAAUCCAUUGAGGAGGGAGUAUAUCGAGGAAAAUAACACAUAAUCAGGGCUCACUGGACAUUCACUACCACCUCCUAUAGCUUUGGCAGAGGUGUCUGAAAGUUUCCAUCCAGGGGGGAUACCCUCCCCUUGUUGUGGGGAUGAACAGCGGAUGCUGAAUUUCAUUCCUGAAGGCAGGAGGAAAGCUGUGAGGACCGGCUGGAUUCACUUGCAGUGGAGCUGGUAGUGCGCACCAGAAGAGAUCCUACAGUGCCUCUUUCGCUCUCUCGCUCAGUCUCUCGCACACACAUUUUCCAGUAGAAUACAUAACACUAUUUCACUGUGCCAAGGUGGAAUAUCAGGGGGAAGCAACCCAAAAGAAAUUCUCCUGAACCAGGGAAGUCAAGAGGAACGGAUUAUAUACAGAAUCAAUGAAGGACAUCCUGUUCAUGAAAAGCUGAAUCUGUGUAGGCACCUAUCCACUCUACUGGUAGAAAGCAGACAUGUUCCUUGCCUCUAUUCCAGUAUGACCCUGGAGUAAGUGACCUGUGUGUAGAGGUUCACUGGGGGAAGGACUUCUUGUUUCUUUUGCAGUGUAUGGACAUCUGACAUUGGGAAGCCCAGCAGCCUGAAAAUAAGGAGGACCACAGCAAAAGAAGAGAGAAAAGAAUAGGCCAUGGCUGAGGGGAUGAUUGCUUCUCAAAGUGAACCGUGACAGAAUGAUCGACUGUAUGAGCAAAGUCAUGCUGCACACGGUCGUCUCAUGCUGGCAACCAUUCCUGGGACUGGCCCUCGUGGCUGUCUUUGUGGGCUCUACCCUAGGAUGUCCCUCGCGCUGCGAGUGUUCGGCGCAGAGCAAGGCAGUUGUCUGUCACCGCAAGCGCAUGCCCACCAUCCCGGACGGCGUCCCAACAGAGACCCGGAUCCUGGACCUGAGUAAGAACAAGCUGACAAUGAUCAACCCUGAUGACUUUAUCAACUUUCCUGGGCUUGAAGAACUUGACCUUAGUGGGAAUAUCAUCAGUUAUGUUGAACCUGGAGCUUUCAACGCCCUGUUUAACAUGCACUCACUCAGUCUCAAGAGCAAUCGUAUCAAACUCAUACCUCUGGGCGUCUUUGCAGGCUUAGCAAACCUUACUCGGCUGGAUAUAAGUGACAACAAGAUCGUCAUCCUCCUGGAUUACAUGUUCCAGGACCUGCACAAUCUAAAGUUUUUGGAAGUGGGUGACAAUGACCUGGUUUACAUUUCUCACCGUGCAUUCAGUGGACUCUUAAGCCUGGAGAUUCUGACCCUGGAAAGGUGCAACCUAACAGUUGUACCCACUGAGGCCCUCUCCCACCUGCACAACCUUGUCAGCCUCCAUCUACGAUACCUCAGCAUCAGCACUUUGCAUCCUUACUCUUUCAAAAAGCUGUUUCGGCUGCGGAAUUUAGAAAUUGAUAAUUGGCCCUCACUAGACCACGUGCCAGCCAAUACCCUGCAUGGCCUCAACCUGACCACUCUGUUCAUAACCAACACCAACCUGUCCUCCUUCCCUUACCAAGCCUUGAAGCAUCUGCCCUACCUGACACACCUCAACCUGUCCUACAACCGCAUCAGGCACAUUGAAGGGGGGAUGCUGAUGGAACUGGUUCGGCUUCAGGAGCUCCAUCUGGUCGGAGCUCAGCUAACCACCAUUGAACCGUAUGCCUUCCAGGGCCUGCGGGGCCUCAAAGUCCUCAAUGUUUCUCACAACCGACUGGAUACACUUGAGAAAGGUGUUUUUCAGUCUCCUGAGGCUCUGGAGGUUCUUCUGAUUGACAACAAUCCCCUAGUGUGCGACUGCCGUCUCAUGUGGAUCCUGCAGAAAAGGCAUUCCAUUUUCUUCGGGGAAUCGCAGCCAGAGUGCAGCACACCUGAGGGUAUUCGUGGCAGGCCUUUUAAGGAGUUUAAGGAGACUCUCCUGUCCUAUUACGUGACAUGUACCAAGCCAAAAAUCCGAGAGAAUAAAACUCAGACGAUCACUGUGGAUGAAGGCCAGCAGGCGAUGUUGCGCUGCAGUGCUGAGGGGACACCGAGGCCCUCCGUGUCCUGGACGUCCCCACGUAGAAAAAUAUAUACAAGUAGGAGCCACGGUAGAGUUACCGUCCACAAUAAUGGCACACUGGAGAUCAAGUCAGCAGAGGUACAAGACAGCGGAGUGUACCUUUGCCAUGCCUCUAACACUGCUGGGAAUGACACCCUGAUGACCUCAUUGGCGGUGAAAAGUCUGGGAUCGCUGUACGCCAACAGGACCCAGUACUACACAGAUCCCAGCAAUACCACUGCCAAUGGGACAGCUGGCGUGACCCUCGGUUUAGACCUAAAGACUAUUUUAGUGUCAACGGCAAUGGGUUGUUUCACGUUCUUGGGAGUGGUCUUGUUUUGUUUCCUGCUCCUUUUCGUGUGGAGCAGAGGAAAAGGAAAACAUAAAAACAACAUAGAUGUUGAGUACGUGCCUCGGUCCAAGUCUAACGGCACUAACGUUGACUCGGCAGAGGGACAAGCUGGACCUCGUCGUUUUAACAUGAAAAUGAUGUGACAUUCUUCAUGAGUCCAAGAUUCUGGAUUGUGGAAAUGCACAGCACAAUGUAUUUUUUUGAAAAUUGGACUACUGAACUUCCAACUACUGCAGGGAGAAUAGUAGUUAAAACAUUUGGGGCGUCAUACCAAGAUAAACAGCACCGUAAAACAGUGGAUUUUAUCAUAAUGCUUGGAUACUGUGUUUAAAAUACCGAGUCAUAACGGGACAGCCGAAGAGCAACUGCUUCAACGUGGACGACAAGUGAAAACUGUGUCCGCCAAGGGGACCUGAAUGGAAUAUGUGUCAUUUAUCAGCUUUUUGAAAUUUAUAUGCCCAAAAAAGAGGACUUCAUUUUUGGGUUGGAUCUACAGACUGAGCUGAACCAUGUACAGUACAAAUUUGUAUCUAAGCUAUUAACCUACUUUGUUUAGUCUUGCGCCAUGCUUAUUCACAGAACAAAUCAAUGAAACAGACCAUGAUUUCCUAUGUUCAGUACUUUGCAUAUGUGUACCUAAUGCUUCAUUAUGUACAUGUAUGUACAUAUUCAUUCAAAAGAACUACUCAUAGCAAUAUUCAUGGGAUGCAUUAGCCAAAAUUGAUAUACCCCACACGUUCAGCAAGAACAUCCUUCAGACUUUUGAAGUUUCCAUGGAUUCAGGAAGGGCUUCUAAGGGUGAUAAUACGUCCCUGCUCCCCUAAUUGACUCCUAGAUAUUAAUAAAUAUAUAUUAUUUAUCAAUAAAAAAUGAAGAAAAAAGAUUUUAUUUAUUAAAAAAAAAAAGAAAAUGCCGAGCAUUUGACAAAAAUCAGUCCUCAAAUGAUGUUCAGGAUCUAUCAUAACACUUCGAUUAUCAGAAAGUCGACCCAGUACUGGUCGGAGAGCCGACAUGAACCACCUUUUGUCCUAUUUUGUCUCUUUUUAUUACUUUAACUGUACCUUUGCUGGUUGGCAAAUUACAUGUGUCAAUUUUACUACAGUGACAUUUGCAUAAUUUUCCCCAGUAGGAAAUUUGGACUUUGUUGUGGUAGUUCCUCAUUUUGUUGUUGAAUCAUUUAGAUUGUGAAAACUUCAAAGUAAAAGUAAAAAAAAUGUAUGUGAAAUAAAUGAAGAUGUAUUUGUACCGAUGA